Molecule: messenger RNA, 2156 nt
Organism: Linum trigynum
Lineage: Eukaryota; Viridiplantae; Streptophyta; Magnoliopsida; Malpighiales; Linaceae
Source: the annotation of a GenBank genome assembly
CAACCAAGGAGGACAUAUUCGUCAACAAACCCACUUUCCCUGCUCUGUUAUAAGACCUUCAUUUCCUUGAAUAACGCAGGUGGCGUACGAAGAAGGAGAAGCCAUUAACGUUUCCAUUCCCCGCCACAGAGCAACAUGGAAGAACAAGUGGAAACGCUGGGGAAGGCGUUCGUGGAUCACUACUACCACCUCUUCGACGCGGAUCGAUCCUCCCUGUCGUCUCUUUACCAGCCUUCCUCCAUGCUUACUUUCGAAGGCCAGAAGUUCGUCGGCGCCAACGACAUCUCCGCCAAGCUCAGAGCCCUGCCGUUCGACCACUGCAAGCACGCCAUCAGCACCAUCGAUUCGCAGGCUGCUGCGGCAACAGGUGGCAUCGUGGUGUUCGUCAGUGGCAGCCUGCAACUGCUCGGCGAGGAACAUCCUCUCCGAUUCAGCCAGAUGUUUCACUUGCUUCCGACGAUCCAUGGGACAUUCUUCGUGCAGAACGACAUUUUCCGUCUUAAUUAUGGUUGAUUUUUAGUGUGUACUUAUUCAGGCGAUGAUCAUUAUUCUUCUAUUGUUGUAAUGUGUAAAACUGGACCUUGAUUCUCUAGCAAUUGGAUAUAUUAUGUGUCUCCGGCUUUUUCGUGAAAGGAUGAAAGCGAAUAAAACGUCUCCAUGAUCUUAACUUGAGAGUUGAGACUCAUUUCCGUUUCCUUUUCCACUUAGGAUUGCAAUUUGCAAACCAUUCUAUCAUCACUUGAUCAGCAUCUGCCUUUAUGGGCGAGCACAGAGCAUGUCGUUUUGUUAUGGGCCAUAUUCAGGCUUGACCUUGUGGGUAGUUGGGCUUUCCGAAGGAUGGGCCUAAGGCAACAAUUUGGAUCAACAAGAUGAUCCCGGCCCAAACGAGCAUUAGACGAUAGCAUAGAAGGAAAAUGUGGAAAUUUGAAUCUAAUGGCAAAAAAAAAAAAGGUGGAAAUUUGACCUGGUUUUAACUUCAUUAAUUAUGUAUUUCUUUAUCUUAUAUAACAAUAUUUAUCAUGACCUGGCCUCGUUGUCAUUUCUGUCUUCUCGAUGUCCACUUUAUCCGUUAUCUUCGAUAAGAAAAUGACCGAUUUUUUAAAUCAGAUUCAAUUGUUAACCGAAACAAUGUACUUCAUUGAUUCAAUUUUUGCGACAAAUGAAAGUAAAGCUCCCAAAAUCGAUCGAUUUGCUCUUCCCUGCUAAUUCAAGAAACGUAAGUGCAAACAUCAAUUUGGAUAGGCUAGGAGUGUGUCUCGUUAUAAAAGAGGAAAUCCCAACAGAGAAUGUUUCUUUCUUAUAUAACAAUUAACAGACAGUACAGUGGCUUUUAUGAGGUCAAAUUUCUGUACAUACAUUCCUUCCUAGUGUGUGAGCUCAGCAGCUUACCUGGCCUGGAAUGUCAAUUUUGAUAAUUGGAUUAAAAUUUAAUUAUCACAAUGAUAAGCUGAUAAUUGAUGAAUGAAUCACCAACAAAAAAAGAAGACGUCACCACGAAUGGCAGAGAAACAAUGAUCACAGAAAUUAUCGUUUGCAAAAAUGGAAUGUCAAGAUAUGCAGUUUGCUUAUAAUAGUAAUAAUUAAAAAUAAAUAAUAUAAACCAACUCGGGCAAAUUUCCAGUUAAUUAAUUAAUUAAAGGGGGGGAAUGGCUGAGCUUGCCCAUUAAAAAACCAAACGUGGGUACGAGUAAGUGAGUAAACCUCUGUUGCAUUACAUGUCAUGCUUAAUCCCUAAUUACAUUACAUCACCCCAUAACACAUAAAUUAAACAUAUAAAAAAAAAGAGAUUUGGCAGAGAGGGGAAAAAAAAUUGGGGGGAAAUUGUGAGUAAAUAGUAUCUUUAAGCUCUUAAGAUUUUGAGGAUAAAAUGAGAAGCACACUGCCAUCUAAUCCAAGCAAUUUAUUAUAAUUAAUUAUUCUUUCUUGAUUAAGCAUAGUGAUUAUGAUAGGGAGAGGUCAUGUGGGUUGCACGAAAACCAUUACACACCAUAAUAAAGGAACCCCCAGCCUGCCUCUGUCUGACAUCUCUCUCUCUCUCUCUCGUUUCCUUUAACUCUCACCCACCAUGUGAUUUGGACCCAUUAAAUGUAUAUUAGGUUAUUACCAUAUUCUCAACUCGAAUUCGACUCAGAUGUUUAUAAAAGUGGGAACAUGCC